AAACGGCUUCUCAGCAUGCUAGCUAACAGGGAGGGGAAGCAGAAGAGCUUUUAGACAGAGGCAUAGUUAAAAAAAAAAUAAACGUGCUAAAAUAGGAUUUUUAUAACUUGUAUCCAGCUUUUGGUUCGUUAACUAACGUUAGUAAUGCACGUCUAGCAGUGGUGUACAUCGAGGAACUAGCCUUGAUAAGCAACGAACCGGCCAGCAGUCUAGUUAAUACUGUGUUAGCCUGACAGCUAAACUCGCAGUUGGGCAGCUGGUUUCUUCUAGUCAGCAUCGAUGAGGAAACCCACCCCCGGCGUAAGUGCUGUAAACAACACUGACCAGCUUGUCUUCAGUUAGCUAGUUGGUCUGAGCAAGAAUACAACAGAAUGACAGAGGAUGCCGUCUUGCUGAAUGUACCUGUCAUUCGGCAGCUGUACCACUGGGACUGUGGGUUAGCCUGCUCCAGGAUGGUCCUGAAGUACCUCCAUCCAGUCAGUGAUGAGGAGUUUCAGAGAGCAUGCUGGGAGCUGAAGCUGACAGAGAGUGUGUGGACUAUUGACCUGGCCUACCUCAUGUGCCAUCUAGGAAUCAAACACUGCUUUUGCACACAGACUCUGGGCGUUGAUAAGGGAUUUAGGAAUCAGUCCUUUUACAAGAAACACUUUGAAACAGAAGAAGACAGAGUGAACGAGCUCUUCCUUAAAGCAGAUAGCAAAGGUGUGGUGAUGAAGAAAUGUUCUGUGACGGUUCAGGAAAUCCAGUCUCAUCUGGAGCAGGGCCACGUUGCCAUAGUGCUGGUCAACGCUGUCGUCUUGACUUGUGAACUCUGCUCCUCGCCUGUGAAGUACUGCUGCUUCCUGCCCGUGGGUCAGAAGUGUUUCUGCAGGAAGCCGGAGUACCAGGGUCACUUUGUGGUAGUGUGCGGCUUCAACAGGACCACUGGCUGUAUUUUCUACAACAAUCCUGCAUAUUCUGACCGGGUGUGCUGCACCAGCAUCAGUAACUUUGAGGAGGCUCGGCGGAGCUAUGGGACAGAUGAGGAUAUCCUGUUCAUCUUUAAGGAGAGUUGAUGGACUGUGAUGGUGAAUUUGGAUUUCACUCUUCUUCGGCUCAUCAUUAUAGUGGCAUGAUGCUGCAGGUCAACAGUCUUGGACUAGUGGCUCAUCCUGUUGUUGCAGAUCCCCCGGGCCUUACUCUCCGGUGCUAAUAAGCCCAACUGCUCACAUGAAAAGUACUGCAGAAUCACCGCUCUUAUUCCCUCUUACACAGUCAGCAAUGCUCGAUCUGUGAAGGAGGUGGGAGGUUCAGCAAUCUGUGUUUUCUCUCCCCCUCCCUUUUUGAGAUGAGCAGAUGCGUUCACAUGAAUUUUAUUGCGUGUGUUAAAUUUUAAUUACUGUGGUUGCUCAUGUAUUGGAGCUGUUGAAAUCUCUUAACUGUUGAGUACUUGUGAAACUACAGUGGAUGAAAUGUGGGAAUCAUGACAUACAAUAGGAAUUAACAGGAAGUAGUGUGCACAUAAUUCAGGGCUGAUGAUGCCAACAUUUAGUAUAUCAAAUCUAUUUGUUCUGUUCAGUCUGAAACAUCACCUACACUUGCCUUUAAAAAAAAAUCCUAACUCACCUCUCAGUCACUUUUUUUUCUGAUGAUUUUAUCAACAGGGAAUAAAGGAAGUAGUUGUGUUUUUAAGAGUCUCAGGUAAUUAAUGCCCUGACAUGCGCAUCAAAAGACAACUAAUUCAAUGCAAUAUUCCAUAGUCUGUCUAUGGAACACAGUCUGCCUGCUGCCUGUAAAAGGAGAGUGGAUUGACCUACUGACACUUGAACAUUCAUUUCACGGGGCGGGGGGCGGGGGGGGGGGCAUCUUGUGUGUUUUGGUGUCGUGGUAACUUGCUGGAUUGAUGGAUAUUCCAUGUUUGUUCAUGUGGCAGAACAAAGGUAUAAUAUUUGACUCGAUAAUGUUCUGCUGAAAGAAAGCAGAAGGUUAUUUGCUCAUAAUUAUUUGUUAAUUUUGGUAUUGUGUCUAUUAUGUUUUUGCACUACUCUUUUCAAACCAGACAUAAUUGUUAUUUAAAUGAAAGAUUUUACUUCUCUGAACCUCUGAUAAGUGAUCUCUUCCUGACUGUGCUCUUUGGUCAGAACAGGGCGUUUUAAACCACAAACUUUAUUUUUUAUUACACAUAGAGCUGCAUUUAUUAUGUUGUAAUUAAAGGAUUUGAACAUA
Molecule: messenger RNA, 2205 nt
Organism: Micropterus salmoides (largemouth bass)
Lineage: Eukaryota; Metazoa; Chordata; Actinopteri; Centrarchiformes; Centrarchidae
Gene: gucd1
Product: guanylyl cyclase domain containing 1
Exons: 6
Coding region: 372-1055 (227 amino acids)
Source: RefSeq, a predicted model, not a curated record